ACAACAAACAGUACCGAGCAGCUGAGGCUAGUCGGCAGUGCAACGUAGGUCAGCUCGGGCCCGGCGUAAACCGCAAAGCGGAGCGAGGAUUGCCAUAUCUGCUAAGAACUUUUUUCUUUUUUAAUUUUAAACACCGAGGAAUGGCCGAGGAAACAGAGCUGGUUUCUACUUCGGACAGGGGGCUGAUAGGCUCCCUGAGAGCGGCUGCCUGGUCUCUCCUGUAUCUCCCGGCGAGGCAGCUCGACAGAGAGUCGGGAUGGUUUACUAGCUGGCUCCCGGCUUGGUGUCCUACGUCUGUGCAACAGCUCAAAGAGGCCGAGGAGAAAAUGCUGAACAGUAUUGAAAGCUCCUGCAGUAAAGAGCAUGUUUCAAUAUCCGGUGGAAAUACUAUAUGGACCCUGUCAUUUAUCCGCUCAUCAAAUAAAACCCCCCUUGUCUUGCUGCAUGGGUUUGGAGGAGGGGUUGGACUAUGGGUACUCAACUUAGAUGACCUUUGCAAGAACAGAACUGUGUACGCGUUGGACAUCUUGGGAUUUGGACGCAGUAGUAGACCACACUUUGAUGGGGGUGCAGAAAAGGCAGAGGAGCAGUUUGUCCAAUCUUUAGAGGAAUGGAGGAACGCCUUGGGUCUGGAACAAAUUAUUUUCCUUGGACAUAAUCUUGGUGCAUAUUUGGCUGCAGCCUACGCCUUAAGAUAUCCUUCUCGGGUAAAAUGUCUCAUUUUAGUGGAGCCCUGGGGAUUUGCAGACCGACCCGACAAUGCAGAUGAGGAUAGACCAAUUCCCAUUUGGAUUAAAGCAGUCGGAGCUAUGUUAAGUCCAUUUAACCCUUUAGCAGGACUUCGCUUAGCAGGACCUUUAGGAUUAAGCCUAGUUCAGCGACUCAGGCCUGAUUUCAAGAAAAAGUAUUCCUCGUUGUUUGAUGAUGAUACAGUAACAGAAUAUAUCUACCACUGCAAUGCACAACCACCAAGCGGUGAAUCGGCUUUUAGAAGUAUGACGGUUCCAUAUGGCUGGGCACAAAGACCCAUGCUGAGGCGUAUUGACGGCCUUCACCCAGAUAUUCCGAUCACGGUGAUCUUUGGCGCACGGUCUUGCAUAGAUGGUAACUCUGGAAACAACAUUCAGUCGUUGAGGCCAAACUCCUUCGUGAAGACCAUUGCAAUCCGUGGUGCUGGCCACUAUGUCUAUGCUGAUCAGCCCGAAGACUUCAAUCAAAAAGUUUCAGAGAUCUGUGAUUCUGUAGACUGAACUACUCCAUCUGAAUCAGAGAGCACUGAAUCCUUCACAUGGUAGAGAGAGAUCUAAGCAAUAGGAUGCAGGGAGGGCAAGAUGUUAGCUCUCUCUCCUGGUAACUGGUGCUUCUAUUCUCUUUUUUUUUAUAGAAAAAAAGACAUUUGCACAUUUGAACCAGAAUUGUGCCUUUUGUAGGAAUUUGUUUUUAGAUGUAGCAUUGUAUAGCUUUUACAAUUUCCAGAGUGUUUAUAUUUAUUCAAUUAAAUUUCUAAUAAGCAACAUUUACUUUGUGAUAUGCAUAACUAUGUAUAUAUUUACAUAAUAAUAUUAUAGUAUCCAUAUAUAUUGUUGAAUUGCUGAAUAAUAGGUCCUGUUGACUUACUCCAAAGACCAGGUUCCUCUCAGCUUUUAAGCUCUAUACUCCACUGGUGUUGUGACAAUGUCACUACUGAAUAACUCAUUGUACAUUGUCAUCAUAUUUAUGCUUUUGUUGUUUUGUUUUGUUAAAUUUGUGACUGUGCCAAGUAUUGCAUAUAUAAAAUAUGCAUGUGUAAUAAUGGUUGGUUUCACAAUCAUAUAAGAAAGCACUCAAUAUUUGUUUGCACCACAAUCAUUGCAAUAAGGGCAGGCUAGAUCUCAAGCAUUUCAUCUCUAACACCACUGAGGAUGAAGAUACAUUUUAUUUUAAACAUAUAUGCACCCAAUUCCUUUUUUGAAUUCCAAUUCAAUAAGUUCAUCUCUGCUGAAG
Spea bombifrons (plains spadefoot toad) is the source of this 1983-nucleotide messenger RNA. It is a transcript of the gene ABHD5, whose product is annotated as abhydrolase domain containing 5, lysophosphatidic acid acyltransferase. Gene Ontology annotation, molecular function: catalytic activity. Gene Ontology annotation, cellular component: lipid droplet. NCBI's taxonomy places the organism in Eukaryota, Metazoa, Chordata, Amphibia, Anura, Pelobatidae. Bases 141 to 1250 code for a protein of 369 amino acids. Gene Ontology annotation, biological process: positive regulation of triglyceride catabolic process; negative regulation of triglyceride storage. The transcript is spliced from 7 exons. The record is from RefSeq and is a predicted model, not a curated record.